Molecule: messenger RNA, 1608 nt
Organism: Striga hermonthica
Lineage: Eukaryota; Viridiplantae; Streptophyta; Magnoliopsida; Lamiales; Orobanchaceae
Source: the annotation of a GenBank genome assembly
AUGAGAGCUCUGUUGCUCAUCAUUAUUUGGCAUUUUGUCAUGCCAACUAAAAAUGGUGAUGGCAUCUACCCUAGCCUUGCCUCACUCUUAGAAAACCCCUACAACACUUCUUCAAUUCAUGCUUGGGGGGCUGCUGUUCUUGCUUUCCUUCAUGGUAGAAAAAAGAAAAAUAAGGAGGGUGGCAACUUAUGGCUAGUCUUGGCUUUUUUUCUCGUCCGGAUUCCAAAAUUAUGGACGAUCCUAGGGGUUGAGAUUACAAGGGAGGAGCUCGAGGAGCUUGCUCGAGUGGAUUAUCCAUUGAAAUGGAUAAUGACUCGUUUGGAGAAAGUAUCAAAGAAUACAAGGGUCAAUUACAAGGGGGCUCUGAGGAAUGCUCUUGAAAGCCUUGAGGAUGAGGAUAAUCAUUGGAGGCCAUACAUGACGUGGGAAUUACCCGGUGACCUCCAGUCCAAUAUCGAUUGGGUUAGACGGGUCAGUCCCAUUUUUGCCAACAACUAUGUGGUGCAUCAUGCACCACAUUUGCUUGCAAAACAAUUUGGUUUGGCAAACAACGUCAAAUAUACACUGUAUCACAUCAGAAUGAAGGAUAAUCGGGGAUCAAAAUCCCACAAUUGGACUAAAAAAUAUGAAGUUCAUAUCGCGAAGUGGAUGAACCCAUUAUUUUUGGGAGAUCCACCAGCAGUCCACAGAGAGACCACCCCCAUAGAAGAUUCCCUCCCUCAUAUCCAAGAUGAUACAGAUCCUCAUGCUGCCCAUCAAGAAGCUGGUCUUGACCCUCCAGAAUCAUUUGAGCCAAUAACAGGUCUCCGUACCCCCUUGCAGCCCGAUCUCCCCUCAUCCUCCUUGCAGCCCCUCCCAGUAGUUCCAUCUCAAGACGCUUCAGGGAAAGAACUUUCCUUCCAAUAUACCCCAUCCCCCUUGCAGCCCUGCCCAGAAACAGAAUCAACAGAACUUCACCUGGCCGUUAGAAGAGAGAGGCGUAUCUGUGGGCCCCCCAUCAGGCUCACAUAUAGUAGAAAAUGCAAAAGGGGAAGACAAGGACAACCAAACAAAAAACUCCUCAUUUUGGAUUUGAAUGGAGUUCUUUUGGCACCCGGUGGCUCGAAUCGUCCACCUUACAAAUUUCGACCACACUGCUUUCAGUUUUUAGAAUUCUGCCUUUCAAAAUUUUCUGUGGCCAUUUGGUCAUCGAAAAUGAGCAAAAAUGUGGAUCCAGUAUUGAAAGAAAUGUCCAAGAAAAUGGGAAAGCAGUUACCUGAAGAACUGAAGUUCGUUUGGGAUAAUCCACAAAAACCAGUCAUGUUUAAGAAAUUGGAGAAGGUUUGGCGAGAAUUUGAAUCGUAUGACACCACGAACACAGUCUUAGUCGAUGACUCGCCUUACAAAUCAAUUCUUAACCCACCCCACAAUGCCAUAUUCCCCAAAACCUACGAUGGAUCAGUUCAUGACAAUUAUUUGGAUCUUAAAGGGGAAUUUGUAAACUAUUUGACAAAAUUAGCUGAUGCCGAUGAUGCUCAAAGCUAUAUCAGACAAAAUCAUAUUGGCUAUGAAAACAUAAAACAGGGCAGCGAGGAGUGGAACUACUACACUGCUAUCGCUUUCGUUUAG